AUGCGUCUUUUGCACUACGACGAACAUGGUGAGCUCAGCAUCAUCAGCUUCGACGAUCGCGCAAUACCGCCAUAUGCAAUACUUUCACACACUUGGGGAGCCGAUGCGGAGGAGGUGACUUUUGCAGACCUUGCGACAGGCGAUGGCAAGGCCAAGCGUGGCUACAAGAAGAUUCACUCCUGCGGACAACAAGCACAACAAGAUGGCUUACAAUACUUCUGGGUCGACACGUGCUGCAUCGACAAGACGGACAAGGCUGAGCUCUCUCACGCCAUCCGGUCCAUGUUUCGCUGGGAGAGGAAACUCGAUAACAUGCUUGGCAAUUUCACCUGGGAGCCUGCUUUUAGGGCAAGCCGAUGGUUCGCGCGUGGCUGGACGCUGCAAGAGCUCCUUGCCCCGAGCAUAGUCGAGUUCUUCUCUCAAGAGUGGGAGAGGCUUGGCGACAAGAUAUCGCUAAAGUCAUCGAUCCACAAGAUCACUAGUAUUUCACUUGAAGCGCUCGACGGAGCCCCUCUGUCCCAAUUUAGCGUCGACGAACGGCUGCGGUGGAAAGGUGACCGGGAGACCAAGCGCGAAGAAGAUGCAUGGUACUCACUAUCAGGUAUCUUUGAUGUUGAGAUAGCGCCGGCUUAUACCGAAGGGGCGGCAAGUGCGUUCAGACGUCUGAUGGACGAGAUCGACAAUUCCAAAAGAUGUGUCCAUGGUAUACAAAGCACAGAUCCGCGUGACGACAAGAAGCGCAUCGAGGAAACCAAAGGUGGACUGCUAGCUGACUCCUACCGCUGGGUUCUCGACAAUGCUACUUUCCAGGGGUGGCAACAUGACCAACGCAGCCAACUGCUCUGGCUGCCUAAGACUGCCCUUGUAUCGUACUUCUUCUGCCAAGCGACUGACUCACGCAUCAACAGCGCCACAGCCGUGUUGCGAGGACUGUUGUACAUGCUUGUGAGUCAGCAACCGUCACUCGCAUCGCACGUCCGUAAGAAGCACGAUCACGCAGGCAAAUCGUUGUUCGAGGAUGCGAAUGCCUGGGUUGCCCUGACAGAGAUCUUCGCGGACGUGCUACGGGAUCCACAGCUCAGGGCUACACACCUGAUCAUCGAUGCGCUAGACGAGUGUGUCACUGAUCUGCCGAAACUGCUCCGCUUCAUCGCAAAGCAGUCUUCUGUGUCUUCCCGCGUCAAGUGGAUCGUGUCGAGCCGCAAUUGGCCAGAGAUUGAAGAGCAGCUGGAGCAAGCUGGGCACAAGGUCAGGUUGAGCCUUGAGCUGAACACAGAGUCUGUAUCGAUGGCCAUAGGGGUGUUCAUCCGACAUAAGAUAUCUCAGUUGGCACUGCACAAGAAGUACGACGAGCAGACGCAAGACGCGAUGACAUUCCUUUGGGUAGCGUUAGUGUGUCAAGACCUCGAAGCGACGGCGAGGCGGAACGUUCUAAAGAAGCUGGACAGCUUCCCUCCCGGGCUGAUCGCACUGUACGAGCGGAUGAUGCGUCAGAUUAGCGUGUCAGAUGACGCUGCACUUUGCAAGCAGGUGCUGGCUUUGACAGCGCUUGUGUAUCGACCAGUCACGCUGAAGGAGCUGGUGGCCCUUGCCGAGCCGCUCGAAGACAUGGCCGAUGAAGCAGAAGUACGAGAGGUCAUCGGGCUUUGUGGAUCGUUCCUCAGUCUGCGAGAAGAUACCGUCUACUUUGUACACCAGUCCGCGCAAGACUUCCUCUUCGCCAAGGCAUAUGACGAGAUCUUCCCGCGUGGGGCUGAAGCUACUCAUCACGUGAUCUUCUCAAGGUCGCUCGCGAUUCUGUCUCGGACGUUGCGCAGGGACAUGUACAGCCUGGAAGUGUUAGGAUUUGCUAUCGAAGACCUUCGACCGCCCAAUCCAGACCCGCUUGCAGCCUUACGCUACUCGUGCGUCCACUGGAUUGACCAUCUGUACGACUCGAAGCCUAAGUCUUGGGCUGAUGGUGUUGGCGACUUGGAAGUCGCAAGUGCCAUCGAUGAAUUUAUGAGAAAGAGAUAUCUAUACUGGCUAGAAGGGCUCAGUCUGUGCAGAAGUAUGGGAAAAGCGGUGGUUUCAAAGGCAAAGCUAUGCUUUCUGGUUCAGGAGAUGCAGGCUGACGAUAAGCUUAUCGAGAUUGUCCAAGAUGCAUUCCGAUUCGUCAUGUAUCACAAAGGAGUGAUUGAGAGCUACCCCCUGCAGACGUAUGCAUCUGCGCUGUUGUUCAGUCCGACAGGGAGCGUGACUAGAAGGUUGUUUCAGCACGAAGAGCCCAACGGAAUCGCUGUCAGGCCAGCCAUGCGCGCUGGCUGGAGUGCUUGCCUGCAGACGCUCGAGGGCCAUAGCGGCGCUGUCAGCUCUGUAGCCUUCUCGCACGACUCGGCCAAGCUGGCGUCGGUGUCAUGGGGCAACACCGUCAAGGUGUGGGAUGCGAGCAGUGGCGCGUGUCUGCAGACGCUCGAGGGCCGUAGCAGGAAUGUCACGUAUGUAGCCUUCUCGCACGACUCGAGCAAGCUGGCGUCGACGUCAGACGACAAGACGGUCAAGGUGUGGGAUGCGAGCAGCGGCGCGUGUCUGCAGACGCUCGAGGGCCAUAGCAGUACUGUCAUCUCUGUAGCCUUCUCGCACGACUCGAGCAAGCUGGCGUCGGCAUCAGUCGACGGGACCGUCAAGGUGUGGGAUGCGAGCAGCGGCGCGUGUCUGCCGACACUCGAGGGCCAUAGCAGUACUGUCACCUCUGUAGCCUUCUCGCACGACUCGAGCAAGCUGGCGUCGGCGUCAAACGACAAGACGGUCAAGGUGUGGGAUGCGAGCAGUGGCGCGUCCCUGCAGACGCUCAACGUUGGCAAGACUCUUUACAGUCUAUCUUUCGAUCCCACCAGCUCUGUUCUUCUUUCUGAGAUAGGUCCCAUUGCCACACACAGCCCGGGAACCUCUAGCGAGGUAGCUGUUGUGGAACCUGAACUCCCUCUGUAUCUAGGCACAAGCCUCAGCUCCGAUAGCAUAUGGAUCAACGAGUGGACCGGCUAA
Macroventuria anomochaeta is the source of this 3024-nucleotide messenger RNA. RefSeq lists its product as uncharacterized. The record is from RefSeq and is a predicted model, not a curated record. The transcript has 6 exons. The coding region runs from base 1 to 3024 and encodes 1007 amino acids. NCBI's taxonomy places the organism in Eukaryota, Fungi, Ascomycota, Dothideomycetes, Pleosporales, Didymellaceae. Gene Ontology annotation, molecular function: protein binding.